AUGAAGACUUCUUCAAGACCGCGAGGUGAGGUUGGUGGAAGCUUUGCCAGUAGAAGGGGGCAUGGUGCGCAACUCUCGAUUAGUGACACCAACCACCACGUCACGGAAGCAAUCGGAGACAUGUACGGCGACGAUGAUUAUACGAAAUCCGACCGACCGCUGAGCUUUGCUCCAUCGCCCCUGAACGAAGGUUUGACAGAAGGAAACGCGUAUACAGAUAUGAAGGGGAGUCGGAAUCGACCGUCGGCCAGUGUGAAUGGAAACGCCAACCAGAAAUCAAAUACAUCGCCAGGGCUGAUGCAGAGCCCAAGAAGCAGCUCAUUCGAGAAAGCAGGAGCUCUGUCGCCCUCCUUGUCAUUGCGAGAACAUCACUCAAAUGAAGCUGCCAAUGCACAAUUCCCACUUAAUGACCUGGACUACUCUUCGAACCCGGCGGCUGUCGCGCAGGAGCUCAGUAACUUGCAGGCUUUACGGCGCAUGUCGAUGGAUGUUGGAAACACAAGCGAUCCGGAUCUGCCAUCGUUUUCGGGAGUUUCGUUGAUGCCAUCAGUGGCGCCUACUGGUGAUGAUAACGAAGAAGAUCCCUCGAGAUUGUUCUGGGUACCCGCUCGGGUGCAUCCAGAACUUGCGCCUAUGGAAUUCAAGACAUUUUUGGAGAACCGAGUACAAUCGAUUAAGCGUCGGUCGGGCGACUCUUCGAAUUCCUUAUCCCCCGAUGGAAUGGAGAGAAGUGGGUCAGAGUCGUCUUUGAAGAGGAAGAAGUCGAUGCUAUCACGGCAGAUAAAUAAUGAGGGCGGUCGAGGAGCGGUUGGAUAUCAAGAUGGAGCGGAGCAGAUAGAGAGGAAGAAGUCGUUGUCUUCGAACCAGUCAUUGGACUUGAAAAUCUCUGAUUUGAAAGAAUUGGAUGCGUUAGUGCGGGAUCCAACGAAAGCCAUGCAGAAAUUGAGUCUUGAUACCAAUAGAUCUGGGAGCAGUGAGGAACUGGAAGACAUGCCAAUAUUACCACAAGCACCUGGUCUUGGACUGAGGAGGUCCACAAGGACAACUUAUAGGAGGGGGAGUGUAAAGAGAGUACCAUUUUCCAAGAGGAACGGAGCUGGGCGUGCCGAUACUGAUGGAGAGGAGUCACCCGUUUCUUCUCCGAUAGAUGGACGUCCAGGUGUGGGAUACCCUCUGUCGAAGGUGCAGUCUGAACCAACAUCGGCAGAGAACUUUUCGCGACCAAAUCGGGGUGGAAGACGUUUACAGAAUUUGCCUCAAAGUAAUCCUUCAGUAUCAAGCCCGGAGCGAAAGUCGCAAGAAGACAUGACAGAAGCAGGCAGAGGCGUUUAUUCAGCGACUGACCCAGCACCCCCUACAGGGCCAAUAUCAAGGAGUAGCACAUUUCCCAGGAACCAGCCAACGGUUCCUCAAAUAGUAGAAACACCACCACCAGAAGAGACGAGAACUAAAAAUCAGUUUCCAGAAAGGUCGUCUUCACAGAAUGCCACACAGUCACUGCAAAAGAAGACUGUCCCAGAACCUCCAAUGAAAUCAAGCAGGCGGCCUACACUGGAUAGACAGAAUUCAACUCCACAGAUAGCACCUAGAGUUGCGCCAUCACAAACUCUUAGUGAUAUGACGCAGCAGCCUUCUCCGCUCCCUGGAAAUACUGCCAGACUGGGAACAGAUAGCCUAACGUUCAUUCCCACACUGGAAGAGAAAAAGCCAGAGAAGAAAUCCAAGAAAGAAAAGGAGAAGGAGGAGCAAGAGACGAGUCACCGUAAGACAAGUUGGGGUUGGUUUGAUAAGAAGGACAAGAAGAAAGACGAGGAUAAUAAGAAAGGAAAAGCAAAGGCUUCUGUCGACAAAUCUCAUGAUACUGCUCGUUUGGAUGUUCUCCAGUCUACCAUGGAUGCUCCUCGGGGUCGGGAGAGCAUAUUAAUUGAGCGUGAAAGCAUGGAUGGCAGGCUGGAAACGGAACGGAAGAAGGAAAGCAGUCGAAAAUCGGGAGAACACAAGAAAGAGAAAGACGGCUUGUUCUCCUCCUUCUUCGGUGGUGGCAAGAAGAAGGGCGAUCGAGAUUCAGGGGGCAAGAAGAGUACCUCCUUACGGGCGCUUUCACCUGAACCUCCGUACCGACAGCUUAAACCGGAUAUUGAUUACAACUGGACAAGAUUUUCAAUUCUGGAAGAGAGGGCCAUCUAUCGAAUGGCCCACAUUAAGUUGGCCAACCCAAGAAGAGCCUUGUACAGUCAGGUUCUGCUCAGUAAUUUCAUGUAUUCAUAUCUAGCCAAGGUCCAGCAGAUGCAUCCGCAGAUGGCAGUACCCCAAUCGGCAGCACAGAAGAAACAGGAAGCAGAGCGACGCCAGAAAGAGCAGAAGCAGCAGGCUAAAGAGAACGGGGAAGAACAAUACCGCUACGACUAUCACCAGGGGAUAACACAAUAUGCUGAACCAAGCCAGAAUCAAAGUCAAAAUCAAAACCAUGAACCAUCACGUGAGGGCGCAGAGUACGUCGACGACUCGCAGAUAUAUGAUUAUGAUCAUCAUGAUGAUGAUUCGAACCGGCCGCAAUCUCGAGCCUCGCAGCACAAUUCCCACGCUGAAAACGGCUACGUCGAUCAAAGUCAACAAAGUCGGCAAGGAAAAGAUUACUAUCCAUAUGGGAAUUCCAACAACAAUCGUGGGCAAGCUGAUGAUGAUGAUGAUGACGAUGAUAUGUGGUGA
This is a messenger RNA of Glarea lozoyensis ATCC 20868, 2709 nucleotides long. RefSeq lists its product as uncharacterized. The transcript is spliced from 3 exons. Bases 1 to 2709 code for a protein of 902 amino acids. Gene Ontology annotation, cellular component: cell septum; cytoplasm. Gene Ontology annotation, biological process: positive regulation of G2/M transition of mitotic cell cycle; establishment of cell polarity. Lineage: Eukaryota; Fungi; Ascomycota; Leotiomycetes; Helotiales; Helotiaceae. The record is from RefSeq and is a predicted model, not a curated record.